GGACUAAAAUGUUAAAUACUGCUAUUACCGAAAGAACACUGUAACAGCAAUGGCGACGGAGCUCGAGGAAUUGUUAGGCUUUCUAUCAUGUCCUUCCCCACAGAUAAAAAAAACAGCUGUUGAUAUAGUUCGGGAUUUAACUGGUUCCGAUGAUGGCAUGCUGUCUCUUUCACGCUACUCGGAGAUUCUGCUACCUUCACUCUCCCGUCUAUUAGGUGAAAAGAAGGAUGUUUCAGAGCGGGCAGCUGAAGCUCUUAUAAAUCUUUCACAAAUUUCAGAACUAUCAGCAAAGAUGGUUGCAAUGGGGAUGAUUAAAACAGCUAUGGAGAUGCUAUAUAAACAAGAUUGCAGCAUUGCUCGAUUAUUGAUUAUGCUUCUAGUUAAUCUUACACAGUCGGAUGCGGGUAUUGCAUCUUUGCUUCAGACUGGAGAUGACAAAAUACAAGGAUUAUAUGUUAUGAAGCUUGUGAGAUCAUUCUGUUCUUCAUCAAGUGAAAUGAGAGAAGAUCCCUUUGAACAUGUUGCUUCCAUACUUGUGAACAUCUCAAAGAUGGAAGUAGGAAGGAAAAUUCUAUUGGACCCUAAGAGAGGACUUUUAAAACAAAUUAUUCGACAGUUUGAUUCAGCAAGUCCAUUGCGGAGAAAGGGGGUUUCUGGGACCAUUCGCAAUUGCUGUUUUGAAGCUGAGAAGCAGCUACAAAAUUUGCUUUUGAUGUCAGAAUUUCUCUGGCCAGCUCUGCUUCUGCCUGUUGCUGGAAAGAAGGUUUAUAAGGACACAUCAAAAAUGCCACUUGAGCUUGGGAGUGCACUUUCAAUCGAACGAGAGGCAGUGGAUGAUCCAGAUCUCAGGGUCCAAGCACUAGAAGCUAUUUAUUUGAUUGCUUUGCAGGAGGCAGGUCGACGAGCUCUAUGGUCUGUGAAUGGUCCACGUAUACUGCAGGUUGGGUAUGAAGAUGAGGAGGACCCCAAAGUAAUGGAAGCAUAUGAGCAAAUUGGCUCCUUGCUGGUUCAAGGUAGCGAGAUUGAGGAAACACCUACUCAGACGCUGAAGUAGCAUUAUGGUUGUUCAAUAAAUUAAGAUUUUAAGCACUUUCAGAGAAUUUCAGGCUAAUUGCAAAGGCCAUCGUGUCUAAUUAAAACCCAAGCGGCAACUUUUGAUUAUCAGUUCAUUUUGGAGGUUAAAACCCAAGCGAUAGCUUUUAAUUAUCAGUUUCAUUGGAGGUCAGCAGGCUUCGUGUACCCAAGGAAAUUUAUAUUGAAUCCCUAGCUUUCUUGAUCUGUUGGUAGUUGUAAUGAAGUAAAAUGACAUUUUUUGGAUGUUCCAAAACAAAACUUUGAUUUGUACUCUAUUGAUACAUUGAACUUGAAAUUCACAAGGGGCAAAAAUAGAAGAAUAACUCUAGUAUUGUUUGUUACCAA
Messenger RNA from Nelumbo nucifera (sacred lotus), 1419 nucleotides. Its product is annotated as ARM repeat superfamily protein. NCBI's taxonomy places the organism in Eukaryota, Viridiplantae, Streptophyta, Magnoliopsida, Proteales, Nelumbonaceae. The record is from RefSeq and is a predicted model, not a curated record.